AUGGCAAAACCAAAGACGAAGAAGAAAGCAAGAGAAGACGAAGACCCAGAUUCAACAAACCCAGUAACCAUUGAACGCAAGAGACUCAAAUCCUUAGCUUUUUCAAACAACAUACUCUCUGAAACCCAAUCUAGAUCUUCCAUUCACCUAAACCCUUCUUCCCUUCUCGCCAAACAUCACGGCAAAGACAUCAUCAAGAAAUCUCAGAGGAAGAGCAGUAGAUACCUUUUCUCGUUUCCGGGUCUCUUUGCUCCUAUUGCUGGGGGGAAAAUUGGUGAUCUCAAAGAUUUAGGAACCAAAAACCCCAUUCUCUACCUUGAUUUCCCUCAGGGCCGAAUGAAGUUAUUUGGGACUAUCUUGUAUCCAAAGAACAAAUACUUGACUCUACAGUUCUCCAGAGGUGGAAAGAGCGUGAUGUGUGAGGAUUCUUUUGAUAACAUGAUUGUAUUUUCCGAUGCAUGGUGGAUUGGGACAAAAGACGAGAACCCAGAAGAAGCUAAACUGGAAAUUCCUAAGGAAUUGUACGAGGGACAACAAGCUGAACAUGACUUUAAAGGGGGUGCAGGAGCAGGUGCAGCUUCUGUAGUUAAUCAAAGUGUUCUUAAAACUAAGAUAAAACGUGCAGAGCUAGAGUCACCAGAGACACCUCUUGACGAAGAUUCAUCAGACAGUGAACUUGACUUAACAGUCACAAAGGAAUUGGCUCCAGUUCGCCAAUCAGCAAGAACUGUAAAAAAAUCAUACAAAUUUGCUGAAAUUUCUUCUGGUGAUGAUUCUGCAAAAAGCAGCCCUGCCAUUUCUGAACACGAAGAAGAAGCGGUAGAAGUUGAUAUCAAUAAAGAAACUGCAGUUAUUGACAUCGACAAUGAGGAUAGUGCUCCAAAAGAUAUACUCCCCAUGGUGGAAAAUAAAGAACCUGCUUCAGCGUCAAAAUCUAAAAAAGGUUCACUUGUUCAGGCUACUAUAUCCUCAUUAUUCAAGAAAGUGGAAGUAAAGAAGACCCCAACCAGUUCAAAGAAAUCUCCAUCAUCAAAAGCUUCCGGCCAGAAGUUGCAACCUGCUGGUUCGAAAAGGAAGCUAGACCUGGAUGAAGGAUCUAAGAAAAAGCCAAGAAAGAUCAAGGACAAAAAUUCUGGUGAAAAAGUCAAGGCAAAAAAAAGCAAGGAAAGUGAGGUUGAAGAUGACGAUGAAGAUGAUGAUGACAUUGAAGAAUUUUCAAAUGCUUCAGAGGAUUCUGAUGAAAGCGACGAAGAAUGGAUUGCAUGA
This is a messenger RNA of Vicia faba (fava bean), 1266 nucleotides long. NCBI's taxonomy places the organism in Eukaryota, Viridiplantae, Streptophyta, Magnoliopsida, Fabales, Fabaceae. The record is from the annotation of a GenBank genome assembly.